Molecule: messenger RNA, 3138 nt
Organism: Gasterosteus aculeatus aculeatus (three-spined stickleback)
Lineage: Eukaryota; Metazoa; Chordata; Actinopteri; Perciformes; Gasterosteidae
Gene: snx18a
Product: sorting nexin 18a
Biological process (GO): endosomal transport; protein transport; endocytosis
Cellular component (GO): plasma membrane; cytoplasmic vesicle
Molecular function (GO): protein binding; phosphatidylinositol binding
Source: RefSeq, a predicted model, not a curated record
CCGGAGCAGAGGCGUUGGGCUCGUAGCGGAGGCGGAGCAGCAGAGGGGCUCGCGUUAUUGUGGCCGUAGCGGAUAAAAUACCCUGCGACCUCUGGAUUCAAACACACCGCGGUUCCCUCUCAUCUAGGCCGGAGAGGGAGGAGGGAUAUUUGCAGGUUUAUUUUGCGUGCCCGUGUGUGUAUGUGUGCGCGCGCGUAUCCGUGUCCUCUCACACUGCGAGAAGUUUUGAACGCGGACUUGUGGAGAGGAGUUUACGGCCGGACCGACAGAGCUAGCCCAGCUGCGCUUCCCUCCGUCCCGCGGCCGGCCAGCCGUAAGCUCCCCCGCCGCCCCGCGGCGAAGCAUGGCGCUCAAAGCCCGGGCGCUGUACGACUUCAACUCGGAGAACCCCGGGGAGGUGUCGGUGAGGGAAAACGAGGUCCUGACUCUGUACAGCGAGCAGGACAUCGACGGCUGGUUCGAGGGGGUCAACGGCCGAGGGGAGAGGGGACUGUUCCCCGCGUCCUACGUGGAGGUCCUGCGGAACGACGUCGCCUCCGCGCUCAACAACAACAACAGCUGCGGCGGCACAUCUGGGGACACCUACUCGGACUCGAGGUACUCCAACAUCCCACCGGGAGGGUUUGACGGCUCGAGUCAGCCGCAGAAUAAAGUUGAGCACUUCCCCAAGCCGCCCGUGCCCAGUUUCGCCACUUUCUCGGGUCCCACGCAGCAGCAGCAGCAGCAGCAGCACGCGUACCAGCAGCCCAGCCAGGGGAGCGACGAUGACUGGGACGACGAGUGGGACGACAGCUCCACUGUUGCAGACGAGCCGGGCACCGUGGGAGGACGGUACCAGGACUUCGAGAGCAACGGGCCGUCCACCUACUCAAUGUCGAUGUCCUCCGCGUCCAGGGGCAAUGCGCAGCAGGCGAAGAGCUCCGCCACGGUCAGUAGGAACCUGAACCGGUUCUCAACCUUCGUGAAGUCCGGAGGAGAGGCGUUCGUGCUCGGGGAGGCGUCGGGUUUCGUCAAGGACGGGGAUAAGAUCUGCGUGGUGCUGGGCCAGCACGGCCCCAGGUGGCAGGAGAACCCGUACCCAUUCGCGUGCACAAUCGACGACCCCACCAAGCAGACCAAGUUCAAGGGCAUGAAGAGCUACAUCUCCUACAAGCUGACGCCCACGCACACGCAGACCCAGGUGAACCGCAGGUACAAGCAUUUCGACUGGCUGUACGCGCGCCUGGUGGAGAAGUUCCCCGUCAUCUCGGUGCCGCACAUUCCCGAGAAGCAGGCCACCGGGCGCUUCGAGGAGGACUUCAUCUCCAAGCGCAAGAAGGGCCUCACGUGGUGGAUGAACCACAUGACGAGCCACCCGGUGCUGGCCCGGUGCGACGUCUUCCAGCACUUCCUCCGCUGCAACAGCGCCGACGAGAAGGCCUGGAAGCAGGGCAAGAGGAAGGCGGAGAAGGACGAGAUGGUCGGAGCCAACUUCUUCCUCACCAUCAGCACCCCGGCGGCGCCGCUCGACUUCCAGGAGGUGGAGAGCAAGAUCGACGGGUUCAAGAGCUUCACCAAGCGGAUGGACGACUCGGCGCUGCAGCUCAGCGCCACCGCCAACGAGUUCGCCCGCAAGCAGAUCGCCGGCUUCAGGAAGGAGUACCAGAAAGUGGGGCUCUCCUUCAAGGUGCUCGGCCAAGCCUUCGAGAUGGACCAGCAGGCGUACUCCGCCGGACUCAACCAGGCCAUCUCCUUCACCGGAGACGCGUACGAGGCCGUCGGGGAGUACUUCGCCGAGCAGCCCGGCAAGGACCUGGACCCCAUCAUGGACCUGUUAGCGCUCUAUCAAGGACACCUGGCCAACUACCCGGACAUCAUCCACGUGCAGAAAGGAGCGCUGACCAAGGUGAAGGAGAGCCAGAAGCACGUGGAGGAGGGAAAGAUGGACCGCUCACAGGCGGAGGGCAUCGACGAGCGCUGCAACAUCAUCUCCUGCGCCACGCUGGCUGAGAUCCAGCACUUCCACCAGAUCCGCGUGCGCGACUUCAAGGCCCAGAUGCAGCACUACCUGCAGCAGCAGAUCGCCUUCUUCCAGAAGAUCACAGGAAAGCUCGAGGAGGCUCUGCAGAAAUACGACGACGCGUAACGGGGAGCGCUUCAUUUGCCCUCCUUAGUCCUCCGCGCCCAAUGGCCACGCAGGGCCUGCCCCUCGGGCCCCCAGUGGAGGUAAACAACCCCCUCACACAUACUGGUGAACGCCUUUCAACCAACCGAGGGGAGAGACUUUCAAGGGGAUGACGCUGCGGUGACAUUUCAACCAAGUCCCAGCUGUGUGUUGGCCACAUUAUUUUGGGGGGGUCACCGGGGGAUGUUCUGGUGUAAGAAAGGACAUGUAAUUUAAUUGACUGAGAAUCAGCGGUGAGGAUGGUGCACCGCCUGACCGGGCGGAUGUGGAGAAGCCAAUCGACGUUAGGAGCCUCCUGUCUGCCAUUUCAAAAAGCCUUGCAACACUUUUAGCUGACAGCCACUCCAGGAGAAGCGCCGGCACCAGUGGGUUAACACACCGCCUUCUGGGGGAACAGUCGGGCCCUUCCAGGUCUCCCUCAAACAGGGACAAAAUGUUUACAGCCGCCAACGUCACCGCCGUCUCGCUGUGCCUUCACAUUAUGUCACUCAGUCAUUUCUUUCUUCUAGUUACUAAAGAGCUUUACAUACUGUAACUGUAGGAAUAUAUUCUAUAUGUUUAUACACAUUUAACAGGCUCAGAAGAAAUCAAAAAAGACCACUGUGCUUUGAAGGCCUGUGUCUUUCACGGGAGAAAAUACUGCUGUGUUGUGACUGUUAUUUACCCCCCGACACCCUUCUCCUCAUGAACUGGAUCACCUGCUCUCACAAUAGGAGCCUGUGGCCUUAGAUGGUGCGGCCACGUGCAACGGACACAUGCGCUGCCGGAAACCUUCAUUUUGUGUCGACCCCAUAUAUAUAUAUAUAUUUUUUUUUUUUUUGUCUUUUAGGCUGGUGUUUCAGAGGAAGGCUGGUAUGACAAUGCAGUCUUUUAAUAGAACACUUCUAGACAGCACUGCGGUUUCUUGUUUGUUAACCUUUAUCAUGUUGAUUCCAUCAGAAGCAGAGAAAAUAAAUUCCUCCUUCUCACCGAAA